Macadamia integrifolia is the source of this 1353-nucleotide messenger RNA. Its product is annotated as F-box protein At4g35930. Gene Ontology annotation, molecular function: protein binding. The record is from RefSeq and is a predicted model, not a curated record. NCBI's taxonomy places the organism in Eukaryota, Viridiplantae, Streptophyta, Magnoliopsida, Proteales, Proteaceae. The transcript is spliced from 6 exons. Bases 255 to 1088 code for a protein of 277 amino acids.
UUUUCCACUCUCACUCGCUUUCAUUUUACAGUCUCUCCCCCUCCUUUCUGGUUUUUUUGCAUUUCAGUUCUUGAGGGUUGUUCUUCGCUACCCUGUCCACUAUGAGGGGAGAAGGACAGUGAUGGACAUUACUUACUGAUGUCCGUUUUCAUGUUUUAUUUUAAUUUAUUUUAAGUAUGAGAAUUGAAGAUUUGUUUUGGAUAUAAAUUCUUGUACCUAAAGAGGUAAAGCUUAAAAUAAACAGAAGGAAUAACAUGGGAAAAGUUUCUCCAAAGGAUAAGGGAUCCAUGACUCCCAAGCAGAAGAGGCGAUUGAGGAACUCAUCCAAUAAGUACUUGAAGCCUGGAGCGCUUGCUCAGCUUCGUUACAGCAAAGCAGUAACUGCCAAAUCUUGCACAGAUAUUGGCAAGAAAAGAGUCGUUGUGUUGGAUUCCAAGAAGCCAGAAAGUGAUUUAGCUCUUCAAAACAAGGCUGUUGAUCAAAGCCCUCCAAUGUUGUCACCGGAAAGGAUCAGUUUCCGUGCCAUAGGAGGACCGCUUGAUCUGCUUAAACAGAACAAACUGCCAAUAUCACCCAGGACGCCUCGGACAAAUGAUUGCGAAUCAGAGUCGAGGCUUGAAUCUCUUCCAAUGGAUUUACUGGUUAAAAUCCUCUGCCACUUACACCAUGACCAACUGAGAGCAGUUUUCCAUGUUUCCCAGAGAGUAAGGAAAGCUGUAUUGCUUGCUAGACAAUGUCACUUCAAUUUCACAACUCCUGAUCGGUCUCGACAGGAAAUGUUGAGAACAAAGACUCCUCUCCCAACAGAACACUGGCCUUUUAUAUGCAAGGGAGAUGGAAAAGGUAUUUUUGCUCGGAGUCCUCACACCCCCAAAGCCCCAAGACAGGGUCCCCGACCUCCUUCUCGUCUCAAUGUGGCUGAGAUGCGGCAAAUUGCUGCUGUCCUCUUCCAGGAGUCAACAUUUCCUUCAAGGUGCAUGGUGCCUCCUGGCUUGCCAAAGCCUCUAUGCAAGUCUCAGGCUUCUAACCGGGUCUUGUUCUAUGAAGAUGAGUUAUGCCAUGCUGUUGCUCAGAAUAAACUUCGUUGAUUUCAUAGCUGUUCCCUUAUUACUCCCUUGUUCUUAUAUGUAUAUAGUUCCCUCCCCUCUUUUAGUUGUAGCAAGGAGAAAGAAUGCAGUUUUGUAGCUUGCCAUGGCUUUGUUAGGUGUGAUGGAAAAGCUUGUUUUGUAGUGAAAAUUAAAGGUUUAAUCAUCAGUAAUGCCGUAGUCAUUUGACUAGUAUAUUUUGAACUGGUUAUUGUAUAGUUUCCUUGAUUUGUAUUGGCAAGUUCUAUAUAUUUAAAGUUCAUAGUAA